AGUUCGAUAUCGUGGCUAGGAAAUAAUUGUAAUCUUACUGCAAACUCAAAUUAUUGUAAAUUGAACUAUUGUUAAUUGAAUAAAAUGUCUGAAAAUUCCAAUCUGUCAACGAAAGAUUUGAACAUUGAAUUGCUGCCAAAAGUGGAAAUGAUUAUUAAAGAUGAAAAACUAGAAACCGAAGCAGUAGAGAAACCAUUUUUAUGUGAUAUAUGUGGUAAAACGUUUGCUCGCCAAAGCAGUGUACGGAAUCAUAAACGAAAACAUACCGGAGAAAAACCAUUUUUGUGUAAAGUUUGUGAUAAAAGUUUUAUGUAUCCAAAUCAUUUACUGCAACAUAAACGAAUGCACACUGGUGAGAGACCUUUUGCAUGCGACGUCUGUGGUAAAACAUUUGCUCAAAAUUGUAAUUUAAUUGAUCAUAAACGGAUUCAUACUGGGGACAAACCAUAUGCAUGUAAUUUUUGUGAAAAAAAAUUCACGAAACAAGAUGCUUUAUCCAAACAUAAACGCGUUCAUACUGGAAUAAAACCAUAUUCAUGUGAUAUCUGUGAUAAACGAUUUACGCAAAAGAUCACUUUAGAAACUCACAAACGAAUUCAUACCGGACAAAAACCAUUUGCUUGUGAUGUUUGUUUUAAAAGAUUUAAACAGAAAAGUAAUUUGGAUCAACAUGUGAGGAACCACACCGGACAUAAACCAUAUUCUUGUGAUGUUUGUAAUAAAUCGUUUUCCCAACAAAUUAGUUUAACUAAACAUAAAUUAAUUCAUGAAAAAACUGAACAAAUUAGUGAAGUGAAGCAGGAAAAUGUUUUUAUGGAAAAUAAACAAAUUAAUAAUGAAGUGAAACCAUUUUCUUGGGAUAAUAUUUGUGGUAAGAAAUUUGUACUUCAAAAUAGUUUACUUGUAAAUAAAGUUGUUCAUAAUGGAGAAAAAUCAUUUCCAUGCGAUAUUUUUCAUUUGGGAAUAAAACCAUUUUCAUGUAACGUUUGUUUUAAAACAUUUACACAAAAGUGCACUUUAGAUAAUCAUUUACGAAUUCACACCGGACAGAAACCAUAUUCUUGUGAAAUCUGUAACAAAUCAUUUAUUCAACGAAUUAGUUUAAUUAAACAUAAAAAGAAAGAUUGUGAAAAGGAAAAACUAAAACAAACGAAACAAGAAAGUUGUUACGUUGAAGAAAAUAACUAUGUUGCUGAAAGUUACACCGAUGAUUACGUUGAAGAAGAUUACAGCGAAGAAGAACCUACGAUUGAAGUGGAACCUUCAAUUGAAAUGGAACCUACGAUUGAAGUAGAACCUACAAUUGAAGUGGCGGCAAAUACAACAGGAAACUAUAAUGAUGUUAAAUUAGAAGAAAUGAAGCCAGAAAUUGUUUUCGAAGAACAAAAACAAAUUUAUUCUGAAGAAAAACCUACAGAAGUAAACGAAAAACCUCAACAAGAAACUAUUUUCGUUGAACCUAAACCAAUUAAGGAAAAACCAUUUCCUUGUGAUAUUUGUGGUAAAAAAUUUAGUCUUCUAGGUGGUUUACUUGUACAUAAAAGACUUCAUACGGAUGCAAAACGUUUUUCAUGUGAUUAUUGUGAAAAAACCUUUACCCAACAAACUAGUUUGAUCAAUCAUCAACGAAAACAUACGGGAGAGAAACCAUUUUUAUGUGAUAUUUGUGGUGAGAGUUUUUCUCAUCAAAUUAAUCAUUUUAAUCAUAAACAAAAACAUUUUGAAGAAAUUCCAUUUGCGAAUGAUAAAACAUCCACGGAUCAAAAAAGUUACCGUCAUGCCAAACAAAUUUAUGCCGAUAAAAAAUAUUUUCCUUGUGAUGUUUGUGAUAAAGUGUUUACUCAACAAAGCAAGUUAACCAGACAUUCGCGAGUCCAUACGAAAAUUUUUUCGUGUACUUUUUGUAGUAAAACAUUCACCCGUCAUAGCAGUUUAGUUUAUCAUAAACGAAUUCAUUCUCCAGAAAUUCUUUCUUGUGAUAUGUGUGAUAAAACAUUUACUCGGGAAAGUAAUCUCCGAGUACAUAAAAGAAUGCAUACUGGAGAAAAACCUUUUGCUUGUGAUGAAUGUGAUAAAGUAUUUACUCAUCAAAGUAGUUUUGUUUAUCAUAAACGAAAACAUCUUGGAGAAAAACCUUUUUCAUGCGAUGUUUGUAAUAAAACAUUUAUGUACGCUAAUCAUUUAGAUCAGCAUAAGCGAAGUCACACGGGGGAACGACCAUUUUCAUGUGAUAUUUGUAAUAAAACUUUUAUAGCGAAAAGCGAAGUAGUUACACAUAAACGGAUUCAUACUGGUGAAAGACCAUUUGGAUGUGAUUUUUGUGAUAAAAAAUUUACCAUAAAAGAUAAUUUAACUAAACAUCGACGAAUUCAUACUGGAGAAAAACCAUUUAGCUGUGAUUGUUGUGAUAAAACAUUUACGCAGAAAAUCACUUUAGAGAAUCACAAACGAAUUCAUACCGGAGAAAAACCAUUUGAAUGUGAUAUUUGUGGUGAAAAAUAUAUUCAGCGAAUUCAUUUAACUAAACAUAAAUUGAUUCAUACCGGGGAAAUAGAAAGUAAGAAACGUGGUCGUAAACGAACUAAUGGAGAAAAAUUAACCAAACAAUUUUUAUGUGAUUUAUGUAAAAAAAGAUUUACUUCUGAAAAACAUUUAGCUAGACAUAAACAAAUUGAAGCAAAAAAAUUAACUUAA
Chrysoperla carnea is the source of this 2694-nucleotide messenger RNA. Its product is annotated as zinc finger protein 271-like. Gene Ontology annotation, molecular function: DNA-binding transcription factor activity, RNA polymerase II-specific; RNA polymerase II cis-regulatory region sequence-specific DNA binding. The record is from RefSeq and is a predicted model, not a curated record. Gene Ontology annotation, biological process: regulation of DNA-templated transcription. The transcript is spliced from 2 exons. Lineage: Eukaryota; Metazoa; Arthropoda; Insecta; Neuroptera; Chrysopidae. The coding region runs from base 85 to 2694 and encodes 869 amino acids.